CCGCCCACUCCAGCACUCGUAUGACUGACGGUGCGGCUCCAGCUGCUCGCUCUGUUUACGGUCCGCCUGUCCCGUAUGUGCGUGAUCCACCUGCUCAAACGCUCCUGAAGAUCCGCUGGAGUUUAACACGGGCCGGGCUGGAAGUGUUUUAUUCCCGUCUGGAUGAGUCAGUGUGUCUGUUGUGGACAUUUAAUCUGUAGCAGUUCCGCAUGAUCACUGCUGGAAUGACACACAGCUCCUUAACGAGCAGCCACACUCUCCAUGAACAGGAACUGGUGAGACCGGUGCAGAAGAGCUUCAUGAUGGAUGAAAGUGCUGUGAAUGAGUCUAAUGUGAAAGUGGCGGUCCGGGUGCGACCCAUCAACAGGAGAGAACGAGACUUAAAGACAAAAUGUGUUGUGGACAUGGAAGGAAAUCAGACCAUCCUGUACCCGGCCAAUGGAAACCUGGGAAAGGGCGACAGCAGGAGCAAACCAAAGGUUUUCGCUUAUGAUUAUUGCUUCUGGUCUAUGGAUGAGGUUGAGGCGGCCAAAUUUGCAGGUCAGGAUGUGGUGUUUCAGUGUCUUGGAGAGAGUCUUUUGGACAGCGCUUUCCAAGGAUACAAUGCCUGUAUAUUUGCAUAUGGGCAAACAGGCUCAGGAAAGUCGUACACGAUGAUGGGAACGGCGGAGCAGCCGGGUCUGAUCCCACGCCUGUGCAGUUCUCUGUUCGAGCGCACCAUACAGGAGCAGAGAGAGGGCGAGAGCUUCACCGUGGAGGUGUCCUACAUGGAGAUCUACAAUGAGAAGGUGCGAGACCUUCUAGAUCCCAAAGGGAGCCGGCAGGCGUUGAGGGUCCGGGAGCAUAACGUGUUGGGGCCGUAUGUAGACGGUCUGUCCCGCCUCGCUGUGACCAGCUACAAGGACAUCGAGUCUCUGAUGUCGGAGGGGAAUAAAUCCCGCACUGUGGCGGCCACGAACAUGAAUGAGGAGAGCAGCCGCUCGCACGCCGUCUUCAACAUCAUUCUGACGCACACGCUCCGAGACCUGAAGACUGGGACGAGUGGAGAGAAGGUGAGUAAACUCAGUCUGGUGGAUCUGGCCGGCAGUGAAAGAGCAGAUAAAACUGGAGCUGGAGGAGAAAGACUCAAAGAAGGCAGCAACAUUAACAGGUCCCUCACCACUCUUGGACUGGUGAUCUCGGCGUUGGCGGAGCAGGGUGCAGGAAAAAACAAGAGUAAAUUUGUUCCUUACAGAGACUCAGUGCUCACAUGGUUACUGAAGGACAGUUUAGGAGGAAACAGUCGCACAGCUAUGGUUGCAGCGGUGAGUCCAGCGGCCGACAACUACGACGAGACUCUGUCCACGCUACGGUACGCCGACCGGGCCAAAAGCAUCGUUAAUCACGCCGUGGUUAACGAAGAUCCAAACGCCAGAAUCAUCAGAGAGCUGAGAGAAGAGGUGGAGAAACUCCGUAGCCAGCUGACCGAGGCUGAGUCUAUGAAAGCUCCUGAGCUCAAAGAGAGACUGGAGGAGUCCGAGAAGCUGAUUCAGGAGAUGACUGUGAGCUGGGAGGAGAAACUCAGGAAGACUGAGGAGAUUGCACAGGAGCGACAGAAGCAGCUGGAAAGUUUGGGAAUUUCUCUGCAGUCGUCUGGGAUCAGAGUCAUUGAUGAUAAAUGCUUCCUGGUCAACCUGAACGCAGACCCCGCUCUCAACGAGCUGCUCGUCUAUUACUUAAAGGAACACAUAACUCGUGUGGGUUCUGCAGACUCUCAGGACAUUCAGUUGUGUGGUUUGGCAAUUCAAUCAGAGCAUUGUGUUAUAGACAUCAAACUAGAGACGGGAAUCACGCUCACCCCGAAGAGAAACGCUCGCACAUGUGUGAACGGCGCUGUGGUCUCGUCUCCCGUCCAGCUGCAUCAUGGGGAUCGAAUCCUCUGGGGAAACAACCACUUCUUCAGGAUCAGCGUGUCGAACGCGUAUCGUGUUGGUGUUGAGGAUGAGGAGGGGUGUACGACGAAGGCCGGUCUUCCUGAGCAUCUGGAUGUGGAUGUAGACCGUCUCAGUCACGCCUCCAGUGACAACAGCUUCAGUUUUGAGUCCGCACAGACGGAAGUCAUGAUGAAAGCGCUGGGAAACAACGAGCCGCUGCAGUCGGUGCUUCACUCUCUGGAGCGCAGGCAUGAGGAGGAGAAGCGCUCGGCUCUGGAGCGACAGCGGCUGAUGUACGAGCAGGAGCUGCAGCAGCUGCGCAGAAGUCUGUCGACAGAGCUGCAGACGCAGGGCUCUCACCCGCAGCAGCAGCGCCUGGUCUCCUCUCAGAGCCCACUGCGCCAGUGGAGUGACGAGAGGGAAGUUUUGAUGAAUCGAAGUCUGCGUAAGCUCAAAGAUCAGAUCGUGAAGGCCAAUCUGCUGGUUCAGGAGGCUGGAUUCAUCGCUGAAGAGCUCAACAAGAAAACCGAAUAUAAAGUCACACUGCAGAUCCCGGCUGCUAACCUCAACGCCAACCGCAAGCGGGACACGGUUCUGAGCGAGCCGGCGGUGGAGGUGAGGAGGAAGGGCAAAGGGAAGCAGAUCUGGUCCGUGGAGAAGAUGGAGAACCGGCUGCUGGACAUGAGAGAGCUGUACCAGGAGUGGAAAGACUAUGACGAGGACGAUCCUGCCAUGCGUUCAUACUUCAAGCGUGCCGAUCCGUUCUUCGACGAGCAGGAGAAUCACAGUCUGAUCGGUGUAGCAAAUGUCUUUCUGUCCUGUCUGCUGUAUGACAUCAAGCUGCAGUACGCAGUGCCUAUCAUCAGCCAGAAGGGGGAGGUGGCAGGUCGUCUUCACGUAGAAGUCGAGCGUCUGAGUGGAGAACUGGAAGAGCGUGAGACGGGGGUCUCUGAGAGCAGUCCAGACGGCGAGAUGCAAGAACACAAACUCAUCUGCAUGCUCAAGGUGUUGCAGGCGACUGGAUUGCCUCAGCACCUCUCAAACUUCGUUUUCUGUCAGUAUCAUUUCUGGGAGCAGCAGGAGCCCGUGUUUAUCGCCCCGGAAGUGGGUCUGACGGCCCCCAGCAGCAGAGAGCCGCAGAGUCUGGUGGUGUUUGACAACUGCAAGACUCUAGAAGUGGCCGUGACUGAAGACUUUCUGGAGUUUCUGAUGGACGGCGCCGUGGCUGUCGAGGUUUAUGGUCACAAACAGGCGAAUCCGCGCAGGAAUCUGGCUCUCUGGGACCUGGGGGUGAUUCAGGCAAAGACUCGCUCUCUCAGAGAGAGGUGGAGUGAAGUGACCCGCAGUCUGGAGCUCUGGGUUCAGAUCCUGGAGCUGAAUGAUGCUGGAGAGUUUGUGCCGGUGGAGGUUCAGCCAGCUAAGGAUGUCUGCACAGGAGGAAUCUUUCAGCUUAAACAGGGUCAGUCCAGGCGUGUUCAGGUGGAGGUGCGUUCGGUCCAGGACUCCGGCACCAUGCCUCUAAUCACUGAGUCUGCGCUCAACAUCUCCAUCGGCAAUGUGGAGGUCCAUCAGACUCGAUCUGGCAAAAGCACAGAGACCCAGAGGGUGGGAGAUAAAGAUGUGGACAGUUAUCAGGAGGUUGAUCUGGAGAAACUGAGGGCCCGGUGGCUCACGGCUCUGACUGAACGACAGGAAUAUCUGGACCAACGUCUCCAGAAACUCGUCAGCAAGCAAGAUAAGUCAGAAGAGGAUGUGGAGAGCGAGUCGCAGCUGCUGGAGUGUCGUCUGACGCUGACAGAGGAGAGAAACGCUGUGCUGGUGCCCUCUGCUGGCAGUGGUAUCCCAGGAGCCCCGGCGGAGUGGGUUCCUGUGCCAGGAAUGGAGACCCACAUCCCAGUCAUCUUCCUGGACCUCAGCGCUGAUGAUUUCCAUGAUCAUCUGUCCGCUCCUCUAGCUGGAGGUCUGGAUGCUGCACUCGACAGAGAAGAUAAAGAUGAUUUCAUGGACUUACAGAUAGUCAAACACUAUGACAAUGAGGUGAAGGCAGAGGCAUCAUGGGACUGCACCGUUCAUGACAGCCCUGAGCUGAAUCGAGUGACGGGGCCAGAUCAGAGGAUUUACCUCAGCAUCCGCACCAUCGUUCUGCUCAGUCAUCCCGCACAAAUGCAGCUGGUGCUACGCAAGCGCAUCUGCGUGAACCUCACCGGACGACAGGGUUUUGCUCAAAGUCUGCUGAGGAGAAUGUCUCACCGCAGCUCAGUUCACAGCUGUGGAGUCACAUUUGAGAUCGUCUCAAAUAUCCCAGGGGACAUUCAGAGAUUUGAGGACAGAGAGAUGCUCGCCCGACUGGCUGCCAGCACCGACAACCCAGGAGCGGAAAGUGAAGCUGCCAUCGAGAAAUACCUGCAGAGUGUGUUAGCGGUGGACAACAUCCUCACGCUGGACCGUCUCAGACAGGAGGUUUCUGUGAGGGAACAUCUGACAGAUAAAGGAAAGAUUCCCAAACGCUGCCUCAGUUCACCCAAUGUACACCGGCUCUCUGGCAGUAGGAAAGAUCUGUCCAGCAGCCAAGACUCAGAAGACAAUAAAAGUGGUUGGGACAGUCGGCAGGAGAUUUCUAUGCUAACAUCAGCCACAAAGAGUCCAUCUCACUCAGCGUCAGUACAAAAUCAAAACUCGGAGCCAGGUAACUGUCCUCAUCCUCUCCUGCUGUCCACGUUUCCCUUCACAGGUCUCUCAGGAUUUGCUGCAUCUUAUUUCUCCCCAGUGAAAGCUCUAGUGUCUCCAGUACCCAAGAUGUUCAAGACUCUGUUAUCCAAGAAAGAGGAGAAGAAAGAGACGCCUCCUCCUGCUGUCUUUGAGCAGAAUGUGCCACGUAUUAUUGUGCAGUCUGCCAGUCUUGAAGACAUCAACAGCUAUGAACUGACUCCACAGGGUCCAUCAAAAGAAACUGCUCAAGACAGCCAAUCAGAAUCUGCUUCCUUUGUGCCCAUAUUUCCAUUUAUUCCUGAUAAAGUAGAGACCACUGAAGCAUCCACCAUAUCCUCAGAAACCACGUCUGACAUCCAGAUAAGCCAUGCUAUGGAAACUCCAAUUUCUGAGAAUAUUGAGGAGAUUCUACGUCCUCAAGAAGUUGAAGUUCCACCUCUUUCUGUUCCUCCAGUGGUUGAGGAAGUUCUACCUUCUAAUCUUUCUCCAGAGGUUGAGGUUCCACCUCCUAAUUUUCCUUCAGAGGCUGACAAGGUUCUACCUCCAUCUGUUCCUCCAGUAGCUGAGGAAGUUCCAGCUCCUAAUCUUUCUUCAGAAAUUGAGGAGGUUCUACCUUCAUCUGUUUCUCCAGAGGCUGAGGAGGUUCUACCUCCAUCUGUUCCUCCAGUAGUUGAGGAAGUUUCAGCUCCUAAUCUUUCUUCAGAGGUUGAGGAGGUUCUACCUUCAUCUGUUUCUCCAGAGGCUGAGGAGGUUCUACCUCCAUCUGUUCCUCCAGUAGUUGAGGAAGUUUCAGCUCCUAAUCUUUCUUCAGAGGUUGAGGAGGUUCUACCUUCAUCUGUUUCUCCAGAGGCUGAGGAGGUUCUACCUCCAUCUGUUCCUCCAGUAGUUGAGGAAGUUUCAGCUCCUAAUCUUUCUUCAGAGGUUGAGGAGGUUCUACCUUCAUCUGUUUCUCCAGAGGCUGAGGAGGUUCUACCUCCAUCUGUUCCUCCAGUAGUUGAGGAAGUUUCAGCUCCUAAUCUUUCUUCAGAGGUUGAGGAGGUUCUACCUUCAUCUGUUUCUCCAGAGGCUGAGGAGGUUCUACCUCCAUCUGUUCCUCCAGUAGUUGAGGAAGUUUCAGCUCCUAAUCUUUCUUCAGAGGUUGAGGAGGUUCUACCUUCAUCUGUUUCUCCAGAGGCUGAGGAAGUUCUGUCUCCAUCUGUUUCUGCAGAGGUCAGAGAGGUUCUGCCUCUUUCUGUUUCUCAAGGACUCAAAGAGUCUCUAGCUCCUACUGUUCCAUCAGAGAUUAAGGAGGUUUCACCUCCUGCUCCUGUAGAGGUAGAAGACCCCAAGCAAAGUCCAGUUGGUGAUUCAACAAACAGCUCCAUCAGCGAUGUCUCAAGUGGAUACAUCUCCACAAGUGUCUCCAUAAUGACUCUCUCCGAGUGUGUGGUCUCGAAUGUUGAUCCUCCUCUCCUCAACAGCACAGAGGCCAAAAUAGACUCUACUUCCAAAAAGACUGAACCAAAAACAGAGUUUGUGCCAAUAAGCAACACGUCCCGGGAGCAUCAGUCAAAACUUGAACCAGCUGACCUAGAACUUGGAGAACGGGCACCUACAGAAUCCCAGACAUCAGAAGAACAUGGUCAAGUGUCUCCUCUAGAUGCGUCUCCUCAAAAAAUCCUCAGUGUUUCUGAUUCCUUACCUCAAGAAACCUCUGAAGCCAGCGUCUCUUCAUCUUGUUCAGCCGCAUCAGUACCAUCUACGCCAUUAGCACCACCAGUUGCCUCAAAAGCAUCUGAUCCAUCAGUACCGGUGAAGACAGCUAAGCCAUCAGCGCCUGCCCAGCAAUCAAGACCUGAACAAAACGUCAAACCCACUCCUCCCACCUCCAACCCUUUCCAAAUCCACAGAGUCAAGACCUCCGGCCUAAAGUCUUUCAAAGGGAUCCUGCCUGAAGAAGAGGAAGAGGGUAAAACUAAACACAAUAACUUUUCAUCUGCACUGAGCGAGUCUCAAGAAAGACUGGAGAUCCUUUCUGAUUCAGAGGAAAGCCUUGAGACUCCCGACUGGCUGAAGGAGGGGGAAUACGUCACUGUGGGCACCAAUAAAACUGGAACAGUCCGUUACGUUGGACCAACUGACUUUGCAAAGGGCGUUUGGGUUGGAGUGGAACUUGAUGUUCCAGCAGGUAAAAACGAUGGUUCGGUCGGCGGUCGCCAUUACUUCCACUGCAACCCUGGUUACGGUGUUCUUGUGAGACCAAAUCGAGUUGUAAAAGCGACGGGUACCGCUAAACGGUUGAGGCAGAAACGCAAUCAGAACCUCUCGGGAUCUAGUCCCAACCUGGCAGCCCUUACAGCGAUGGCCAAAGGAGAAGCUGGAGCACGCAAGGGUGAAAACAGGAAGUCUUGGGUUAGCUGAGGAAAAUGCAUCAUUGUUGAUGGACGUGUACGGAGGACAGUAUUGGUAUGGCACUGAAACACUACACUGAUACUUGCAGGGAUGUAACUGCCACCUGAUUUACGCAUGUCUACACUACAUAGUGCCUAGUGUUCGAAAAGCCCAUGUUAGAGGUGUAUUUUCAGCCUCGGUAAGCAGUAUUUUUGGUAUUAUUAUUAUUUUUUUUAUGUUUUUAAUAUCAUAAAGUGCCCCGCUUAUCUGAACCCAAUGUCAGGGAGUAUGUCCAUGUGGUUGUUCCCUAGAAAAAUCAGGACACUGAUGGAUUCAUUUCAUGAUUUUAUAUACAGUAGGAAGGCUAGAUGGGAUUUACUUGUGGAGAUAAAAAGCUCCAGACAGUUUUAUUCAUAAAUGAUUGUUUUUAGUGUUAUUAUGGGGAGUUGGUUCUGUAUUUUCUCUUGGUUUGGUACCUUUGAAUUAUUGUUUUUCUUCUUCUUGAACAGAGUAAUUUAUGAUCAAAUUGUUAUUUAUUUUGCACAUCAAAGUAAUGACAAAAAAUUAUGUUGAAGAUUUUAUAUUGCAAUGGUGAGAGUAAUAAACUUUAUUAUUUUAUUAUCUUGCCUUUAAACAUCUGCAUGAAAUCGUAGAAGAUCUUAUAUUCCAUCUUCAAACUCUUUAAAACGCAGUAAUGGAAGAAUAAAAUCACACGGCUGAUCAUCAAUAUACCUUUAUUUUCCAGAAGAUAAAGUACUAAAAUAAACACAAGUUUUAAAAAAAGUCAUUUUAAACAAAGAAACUGUACAAAAAGUUCAUAUAUACUAUAGUAUACUUACAGAACAGUCUACUGUCCAAAAAAGGCACUAAAUUCUUAAAUGGGAGAUACAGAUGAUUCACAACAGAAUGCUUUGAAAUCAUAGACUUAUUUGAUUCAAACAAUCUUUAAAUUCAUAGUUACUGUCUUCUGUUUAUUUAUACAGUUGCUUUUAUAGGCCUAUAGAUUUUUUUGUUUAUAGACAUAUGAAAACUAAAUGGAAAGCACCCCAUUUAAACCAGCGGGGUUAGCGUUCGUUGCUCUGGAUUAAAACACUUGAGGCAACAGAACGAGUCAUUCGUAGUAUCUGUAUGUCACUGUGAGAUCAUGUAAAUGUCAAUACUUGACGUCAUACUGCAGUUUGGCACAUUCUGUCAUGUGUACAAAGAGGCUCUAGUGACACAGACGUGGACAAGUCGUUUCCUUAGUUUGAAAUACAACUGUAAAAGCACAUUUGAACAUUACAGCAUUAGAAAACGACCUGUAACAAACUUAUAUUACAAAAAAAUGUGGCAAAUAAAGUAGUGUUUCUUGAGUGAAGGGGGUGCAUGAUCUGAAUCAGACACGCUUCAGGAGACUGCUCUGAACAUAAAAACGGUGUAAAACAAUCAAAUAAAAAAAGAAUCUUGAAUUAUUAUUAAGCAAAAAUUGUCAUUUUAUAAAUAUCAAUUGUACACAGGAAGAAUCGAGGAAGGAUACAUAAAAAUAAAAAAAACUAGGCUUCAUUCAUGACAUGGACAGAAGCAGUUUCUGUUAGCUGUUUGUAAAACCAUUCUUAUGUCAUUAGUCGCUUUAUGCAAGUGUUGCAUUGAGUUUGUGAUCAUUUAUGUAAGAACGGCUCUACGAAUGAGUCGUUCUGCUCGUUUCAAUGAAUGAAGCCCAGCGAGUAAAUAGUUAUUUUAGAACCUUUUUGAAUAAAAUAAGCUACAAUUUGGAAUCAAGCUUAUGUUAGAUGAGAGUUAGACUCUCAGAGCUGUGUGGCAGCAGAACAAACAUUUAUCAGUCAGUCUCUCGUGAACGAUUAACACUGUGGAAUUCUGAUGUCAUUUCACAAUAUUAAUAAAAGUUCUUGGGAGUUCGCACAUGUUAUAAUUCUGACUGCUGUCAACUUGAGCCAGUAUUUCACAUUGACGUAUUUCGUUCUAAACAUCAUGAGAGCAGAUGCUUCGGUCUUUGCGUGAAAUCUUUGCACGUAAAUAAAAACGUAAAAGCUAAAUAAAUACAAACAUAAGAAUAGCGCUUUAAUGCAUAUUGACUUUGGGUAAUGCUGGACACUUAACGGUUUAAAAUUAAGAAAGCUAGCGGUCUGCCCACUGAAGUCUCUCUUUGCAGGUUCAUUUAGAGUCCAGGAGACUUGCGCUUUGGCGGUUAUGUAACCAUAUCUUUCAAGUUUCACUACAAUUAAUUUCACCCCUCCCCCUGCCCCUUUUGAACAUAAUUCAAAUCAAAGUACAAUGUAAUGCAAUUGGAUGAAUCUAAAAAAAA
Molecule: messenger RNA, 9294 nt
Organism: Sinocyclocheilus anshuiensis
Lineage: Eukaryota; Metazoa; Chordata; Actinopteri; Cypriniformes; Cyprinidae
Product: kinesin-like protein KIF13B
Exons: 43
Coding region: 210-7022 (2270 amino acids)
Biological process (GO): microtubule-based movement
Molecular function (GO): microtubule binding; ATP binding; microtubule motor activity
Source: RefSeq, a predicted model, not a curated record